Messenger RNA from Pogonomyrmex barbatus (red harvester ant), 4395 nucleotides. Its product is annotated as guanylate cyclase 32E. Gene Ontology annotation, molecular function: ATP binding; guanylate cyclase activity; peptide receptor activity. The record is from RefSeq and is a predicted model, not a curated record. Gene Ontology annotation, biological process: receptor guanylyl cyclase signaling pathway; intracellular signal transduction; protein phosphorylation. Gene Ontology annotation, cellular component: plasma membrane. NCBI's taxonomy places the organism in Eukaryota, Metazoa, Arthropoda, Insecta, Hymenoptera, Formicidae.
ACAAUAUAUUUCAUAUGGGACAAUAUUUUUCAUGGGAAGGCUUCGCACAGCUGGGCAUGCUACUGACAAAUGUGGAAAGGACGUGUCUGCUUCUGAUGGUGAUUCAAGUUUUGCUCAAUGAUAAGCGCGUCGAUGCUGAGACCUUCACUCUGGGGUACAUCACCGGUUCGAAACGACGAAGAGAGGAUUUUGAAUAUUCCCGACCCGGUUUCCGAAUAUCUGGCGCCAUCACUCUCGCCGUCGAGGAGGUGAACGCUGGUGAGCUUGGUAGACGAGGGCAUAAGUUGGACUUUCUCGUUGCCGAAACUUUUGGCGAGGAGGAACUCAGCAUAUUGAUGACGGCGGAUCUAUGGAGGAAAAACGUUAGCGCAUACGUCGGUCCGCAGGAGACUUGCAUACACGAAGGCAGAAUGGCGGCCGCAUUCAACAUCCCCAUGAUAUCAUACUUUUGUACGCAUAACGAAACGUCGAAUAAGAAGGAAUUUUCGACGUUCGUGAGAACGAGACCUCCCGAUACACAGAUCUCAAAAUCCGUCGUUUCGGUGCUGUUGGCCUUCAAUUGGACUAAAGUAACUUUUAUGUACAUGAAUUCAACGAUGUUUGAGUUCAAUAAAAUGUCCACGGUCGCAACAACCAUCCUAAAGUCUUUCGAAGCGGCUGGAAUUACUGUGAAUUAUUGUCGCGCGUGGAAUGAACCUUAUCAUGUCACGCACAUGAAAAAUCCUUUUCAUGAGCAUGUUAAAGACACGUAUCGGGACACGCGAAUUUACGUAAUUCUUGGUCAUUAUUAUGAACAUAUGGGUCUCUUGAUGGCUCUGGAUGAAAUGAACCUCUUGGAAAAAGGCGAAUAUUGGGUGGUCGGCGUUGACAUCGAACAAUACGAUGAGAAACGUCCGGACAAGUAUCUUCGUGGAUUGUGGCAAAAGGAGACGGACCUGUCAAUCGUGAACGCGUACCGCAGUUACUUCAGCAUAGUUGCAUCCGCUCCGAUCAACAUCAUGAAUUUCACUAAACUCAUCAACGAAUACAGACAGAAGCCGCCAUUCAAUUUUACAAACCCGUUAGCCAACAUUGGAGGAGUAGUUCAGAUUGUGCCGGAGACAGCCUAUUUGUACGAUGCGGUGCACCUUUACGAGAGAUCGCUGUUGGCUGCCCUCGACGAGAAGCGGGACCCCCGAAACGGCCGGGAGAUGGUGUCGGCAUUACACGGGGUUCAUUAUCGAAGCGCAAUGGGGUACAUGGUAUACAUGGAUGAGAAUGGCGAUGCUGAGGGCAAUUACACAUUGAUCGCGUUGAACAAUCAAUCCUCGAGAGGCUAUGGACUUUAUCCAAUUGGAUAUUUCGUUGGAAAAGAGCAAGGAACAAACUUGCCCAAACUUCGAUUAACUAAGAAGAUAUCGUGGAUAGGAGAUGGACCACCGGUUGCAGAACCUUAUUGCGGAUACCAUGGUGAAAAAUGCAAUUCUCAUACCGGCGAAAUUGUUGGAGGCAUCGCCGGCGCGUUGCUACUUAUUAUCGCAGCAGUCGCUUUGAUUCUUUAUAGAAAUUGGAAAUAUGAACAAGAGUUAGACAGUUUACUGUGGAAAGUCAACUACAAAGACAUCCAGAUCAAGGAGCAAAAGGAUGAAGCAGCCAACGAGACGCCCGCCAAAUGCAAUUCUAAGUCAUCAACGAUAGUGCGAACUAGUCAAGUUUCACUAAGUUCUAAUCCAGAGGACUUUCGAUAUUCUACAAUAUAUACGCAAAUUGGCACAUACAAAGGGCGAAUUUUUGCUAUUAAAAAAAUCAGGAAGAAAUCGAUUGAGAUCACGCGAGAAAUGAAAAAAGAACUGAAAAUGAUUCGCGAUUUAAGACAUGAUAACUUGAAUUCGUUUAUUGGUGCAUGCACCGAUCCGCCUAAUAUAUGCGUCAUCGUCGAAUAUUGUGCACGUGGUAGUCUUAAGGAUAUACUGGAGAACGAAGACAUAAAACUCGACAAUAUGUUUAUGGCGUCUCUCGUCGGAGAUAUUAUUAGAGGAAUGAUUUAUCUUCACGAGUCAGUCAUAAAAUACCAUGGAUCGCUCAGCACAUCAAACUGUCUCGUGGAUUCGCGUUGGGUCGUAAAACUGGCAGAUUUCGGCCUCCACGAAUUCAAGCGAGAUGCGGAAUGCGAUCCCUCUGACGUCAUAAAGAAAUAUCAUGGAUUAUUAUAUAAAGCGCCUGAAUUAUUACGAUCUACUCGUCUCGGGGAGCCAACUGCUCGUGAUUUCCAAAGAGGGGACGUAUAUUCGUUCGCUAUAGUUUUGUACGAACUUCAGGGACGACAUGGGCCAUUCGGUAUUACAGAAUUAUCAGCAGCUGAAAUAUUGAAGAAAGUAAUUGCAAGAGAUUCUGGAAUAUCAUCGUUUAGGUCGAAUAUUUUCGACAAUAUGAUGGCGAUGAUGGAAAAAUAUGCGAACAAUCUUGAAGCACUUGUUGAUGAGCGAACAGAUCAAUUGACUGAAGAAAAAAAGAAAACAGACGCAUUGUUGCACGAAAUGUUACCGCGUUAUGUAGCCGAACAACUGAAAAAAGGACAUAAAGUAGAAGCUGAAAGUUUUGACUGUGUCACCAUUUAUUUCAGCGACAUUGUUGGUUUCACAUCUAUGUCUGCGGAAAGCACGCCAUUGCAAGUUGUUGAUUUUCUGAACGAUCUCUACACAUGCUUCGACUCGACCAUCGAAAAUUAUGACGUUUACAAAGUAGAAACCAUCGGGGACGCUUACAUGGUGGUAAGUGGACUGCCGAUAAGAAAUGGUAUUCAGCAUGCUGGUGAAAUAGCGAGUAUGUCAUUGUGCCUAUUAGACGCCAUCAAGCAGUUCACCAUUCGUCACAGGCCGCUUGACAAAUUGCAACUCCGCAUAGGAAUACAUUCCGGUCCAGUAUGUGCUGGCGUGGUCGGACUAAAAAUGCCACGAUACUGUUUAUUCGGCGAUACAGUUAACACCGCUUCGCGUAUGGAGUCUACGGGAUUACCGCUGAAAAUUCACUGUAGCAGCGAGACGAAGCAGCUGCUGGACCAACUGGGAGGAUUUAGCCUCGUCGAGCGCGGGGUGGUUUCCAUGAAGGGCAAGGGCGAGCGUUUGACGUAUUGGCUGAUCGGAGAGGAUCCGAUAUUACGCGGCAAGCGGAACAAGGAAAGAGCGAGCAAGCGAAACGGCGACGGCAAGAAAAACAGCACGGUGGACUCUUUGGUUCCUCGAAGUUCCCUGAAGAACAAGUCUCUCGUCAGAUCGACUUUCAUGAGGUGUUCCAGCGAGUCCCCGAAGCGCCUGCGAUUCGCCAGCUCGGAUCAUCUCGAUCAAAAGGGCUCCAGAGUGAGCCAGCUGGAGUCGAUAGUCGACAACAGUCCGUGCAAGAUGAAGAUCUCGUGCGCGUUGCGAUCAUCCUGCAUGGAGAGCUGGCGAUCCUCCAGCAACUCGUGUCCCUGCGUCGAGAAGCUCUGCGAUCAGGAAACUCAACCGAAACUCAACCUGACACCAAUGUCGCCGGACAUCAAGAACGUGCCGCUGCUGCGAACCAAUCUGAUCUUUGGCAACGAGUCGUGCCUUCUGCGACCUGGAACCAAGAGCUUCCGUUUUGGCACACCCGGGAUACUUCAGAUCACCUGUAGAUCGGCACCCAGCAGUCCCAAGCACAGCACGGUGAUGCUAAACGCUCAAAAAAGAGCGGUGCAGUCGAAUGAAGAGAUCGAUGGAUGGGACGCGAUGACGCCAUUAAUUUAUUAUCCGGGUGGUUGUUUGGAUUCAAAGAGUUAAGUCACGGAUAUAUAAAUGAUAUCGAGAAGUAGCAAAAUUUAUAAAGAUUAAUUCGUAUAAAAAAAUACGGCUAUCUCACGACAAUCAAAAAUCUUGCAAAUAAUGUACGCCAAAUUUUUUAUCUAAUCUGUAAUAAUCUGCCAAUCGUCACUUUGUGACAGUUAAUACAUUUUUAAUGAUAUUUCUCGCUUAUACACGACGUACCAAAGCGCACUGCACGUACAAACUUUACACACAGAUAUCAACGUAUUAUUUAUAGCUAAUGCAGAGACAAUGACAUAUCUCUUUCUUUCCCUUCCAACGCGUAACGACAAUAUAUUCCUUACGUUAGCGUAGACAAUCGUGAAAGGCUCGUGCUUCUUAAAUAAAUAUCUAGUCAAUAUUACUUUAAGUAUCAUAUUUGUCUCUGAGCAUUUUCAUAGAACUGCCAAACGAUAUAUUAAAAAAAAUUGAUUCUUCUAGUGUUACAUACGAAUAUCUAUCAAUAUUUAUCCCAUCAUUGAUGAUCAAGGAAAUAAAAGUAUUAUUAUUAUUUCUAAAUAUUUUUGAGAAUCAUAAUCUAUCUUAGUGAAUGUUACAUUUUCUCUUAAUAAACACUACAUUAUUUCUUUCAGAAAAA